This is a messenger RNA of Elaeis guineensis (African oil palm), 1008 nucleotides long. The record is from RefSeq and is a predicted model, not a curated record. Lineage: Eukaryota; Viridiplantae; Streptophyta; Magnoliopsida; Arecales; Arecaceae.
GAAUGGAAUUUAUUUGACAUGUUUACAAUUGCAAGUGCCACUGAUAAUUUCUCCGUUAACAAUAAACUUGGAGAGGGUGGGUUUGGCCCUGUUUAUAAGGGUCGGUUGGAUGAUGGACAAGAGAUUGCUGUCAAGAGAUUGUCCAUGGAUUCUGCGCAGGGUCUGAAGGAGUUCAAAAAUGAGGUUAUGUUAAUUCCUAAACUGCAGCACAAAAAUCUCGUUCGGAUUCUUGGUUGCUGCAUUAUAGGAGAGGAAAGAAUGUUAAUCUAUGAGUACAUGCAGAACAAGAGCUUGGAUGCCUUUAUUUUUGAUAAAAAACAAGGUGCACUGCUGAAUUGGCAAAAGCGUCUUUACAUUAUCAUAGGAAUCGCUCGAGGUCUUCUUUACCUUCACCAAGACUCAAGGUUAACAAUAAUCCACAGGGACCUCAAAGCUAGCAACAUUUUGCUUGAUAAGGAUAUGAAUCCGAAAAUUUCAGAUUUUGGCACUGCAAGAAUUUUCAAAGGAGAUCAAAAUCAAGAGAAAACAAGGAUGGUGAUCGGAACGUUUGGGUACAUGUCGCCAGAGUAUGCUUCAGAUGGUACCUUUUCAGUGAAAUCUGAUGUUUUCAGUUUUGGAGUUCUACUACUGGAGAUCUUAAGUGGUAAGAAAAAUAGAAUGGUGCAUCAAUCAGAAUAUUCUAUGAACCUUAUCGGUCAUGUGUGGAGACUCUGGGAAGAAGGUAGAUGUGUGGAGCUACUUGAUGAAGCAAUGGGAUAUUCAUACCCUAUAUCUAAGUUACUUCGAUGUAUACAAGUUGGACUCCUAUGUGUGCAAGAAGGAAGCAAUGAUAGGCCAACGAUGGCAGAGGUGGUUCUGAUGUUGAGCAAUGAAGGCGUCGCACUACAAAAGCCAAAACGGCCUGGUUUCUGCAUAGAAAUUUCUCUAACAAAACAAGAUUCAUCUUCCAGUCAACAAAAUUCAAUGACACCAAACGAAGUCACGGUUACAAUGCUUGGAGGCCGAUAA